Messenger RNA from Coregonus sp. 'balchen', 407 nucleotides. Lineage: Eukaryota; Metazoa; Chordata; Actinopteri; Salmoniformes; Salmonidae. The record is from the annotation of a GenBank genome assembly.
AUGCCCAUAGAGAACCUCCGGAUGAUUGAGAGGCACUACUUCAGGGAGAAGCUGCUCAAGAGCUUUGAUUUUGAAUUUGGCUUCUGUAUGCCCAGUAGCAAGAACACCUGCGAACACAUCUACGAGUUCCCCCCUCUGUCUGAAGAUGUCAGUGAGUACACACGUACACACACACACACACACACACACACACACACACACACACACACACACAGACAGUGGUGGUAUGUGGUGAUUUUGAUUUGUUUGGCUUUAAUCUAUACAAUGUGACUGUGUGUCUGUCGCCCCCUGCAGUGCGAGAGAUGAUCCUGCACCCGUACAAGACGCAGUCCGACAGCUUCUACUUUGUGGACAACAAGCUGGUGAUGCACAACAAGGCAGAAUACUCCUACAGUGGCGGCCCCUAG